AUGUCUACAAAGCGAACGAGAGAUUCGUUGAACGGUGGUUCUGGUACACUUGUAUAUCAUUCAGAUGAUGUAGAUUCUCCAAAAAGCAAAAGAGGCACUCGGAAAGUCGACGUCAACAAGGCGGUUGGAAUUCCAACACCACCCACAAUAGAAGACUUAGAACCAGCUGCUGACACCAAAAUACUUUGUAAUUUGUACUCCGAGUCGGUUCAGGCGAAAAUCUGGGGGAUAGCUCAGAUAGCUUUGAACAAGUCUGCGCCGCCAAUCUUGUAUCCAGAAUACACAGUUCCUGGUGGAACUUCGUACGUGUACCGAGAGUUUGAUUUCUGGACUUCUGGAUUCUUUCCUGGCUCAUUGUACUUAAUACUCGAGCGCCAGCGAAAAUUCCCACAGUUCACGUCACCAUGGCCAUCUUCCAGCCUCUCUCCAACGCCACAUAUACUCCAAUGGCAAUUUGCAUGUCAGUGGUGGACUUUGAACUUGCACCAGAAUUCAAAGCUGGGAACAACGCACGAUCUUAGUUUCAUGAUAUCUCCUUGGGCACGUAAAGCAUGGGAACUUGAUCGUGACCCCAAGGCAUACGAGACGUUGAUCACGGCCGCACAGACGCUGGCAACACGGUAUAAUUCGAAAACAAAAUCUCUGCGAUCUUGGGACACAUGUGUUACGAAACGAUAUUCUUUCAUGGAUCCCUCAUUGGACUUUCUAGUUAUCAUUGAUAACAUGUUAAAUCUCGAUCUUCUCUUCUGGGCCGCGACCGAACUUCGCGAUCCUACGCUCAGAAACAUAGCCAUCUCCCACGCUAAGACUAGCCAAAAGCACCACGUCCGUUCCGACUCGUCCACACUACACGUUGUGAACUUUGACCAAGCCACUGGCGCCGUGAAAGCGAAAAUGACAAACCAAGGUUACUCGGAUGACUCCUGCUGGUCUCGCGGCCAAGCGUGGGCCAUUACUGGCUUUGCACAAACCUAUGGUUGGACACACGAACCAUCCUUCCUCACAACGGCCCGCGAAUGCGCAGACUACUUCCUCGCACAUCUCCCGGACAGCGGGAUCCCGCCUUGGGAUUUUGCGGAUCCUUCGACGACAGAGCGGCCCACGGAUACGAGUGCUGCAAUGGUUGCCUGCUUUGGGAUGUUGCUCUUACACGAAGCGUUGACCGCAAUGGGAGAACCGUCCCCGUAUUUGAAGGGGGCGCUGCAUAUGCUUACAUCGGUAUGUGAAUCGCAAAUGAGUCCUGAGGCGCAUUUCCAUAGCAAACCAGUCGAGAUAGCAUCGGUGGAGCAUGGGGUGUCUUCCAAAGCCGGUACGCUCGAAGUUGAUAUGGGUGGAGGCGCCGAGACGAUUUUGCUAGGCGCUACCAUAAACAACUACGAGUUUGCACCGCGAAGAUGGGCCGAUCAUGGGCUGGUGUAUGCGGAUUAUUACUUCUUGUUAGUGGGAAAUAAGUUGCUCGAUAUGGGUAUUGGAGGACAUUUUGUCAGACCGUGGAAAGGUGUGGAUUGA
Molecule: messenger RNA, 1509 nt
Organism: Glarea lozoyensis ATCC 20868
Lineage: Eukaryota; Fungi; Ascomycota; Leotiomycetes; Helotiales; Helotiaceae
Product: Six-hairpin glycosidase
Exons: 5
Coding region: 1-1509 (502 amino acids)
Biological process (GO): polysaccharide catabolic process
Molecular function (GO): chondroitin hydrolase activity
Source: RefSeq, a predicted model, not a curated record